Akanthomyces muscarius is the source of this 444-nucleotide messenger RNA. RefSeq lists its product as uncharacterized. Bases 1 to 444 code for a protein of 147 amino acids. NCBI's taxonomy places the organism in Eukaryota, Fungi, Ascomycota, Sordariomycetes, Hypocreales, Cordycipitaceae. The record is from RefSeq and is a predicted model, not a curated record. The transcript has 3 exons.
AUGGAAGCUAACGAGUUAGGAGAGGUCAUGGACGAGCUGAGGCAACACGCCUCAAGAAUUUUUCAUCGAUUAGAUGACCUAGAGGAUAUGUGGCAGACUCCCGCGGUCGACAGUGCCCCAACAGCCCCGCCACUGCCUAGAACAUUGCGCACUCCUGUCGACAUCAUGAAAGAACAAAUAGGCAACGAUCAAAAACAAGACGUCUACACUCAUAUAAUGACAAUGGACCUCUGGACGAUCGACAUUAUGCUACAAUCAUCUGGCCUUUCGGUAGACAAAGAGGGUUCGACAGCAAAAGGCGCAGAUAUGAAGGGAAAACGAACCUGCCUUCUGGCAGAGCUAGGGCUCGGAGACGGCGACAAUUUUGACUCUCAAAGUGAGGUUAUUGGCGGGAACGAGAGUCCUGUUGCUAGUGCUGCAAAACAUGCUCUACCUAAGCCAUGA